This is a messenger RNA of Opisthocomus hoazin, 1687 nucleotides long. The record is from RefSeq and is a predicted model, not a curated record. Lineage: Eukaryota; Metazoa; Chordata; Aves; Opisthocomiformes; Opisthocomidae.
GUGCCCGGUGUGGAGGAUCAGACAGCCCUGUCCCUGGAGGAGUGCCUUAGGCUGCUGGAGGCCACCUUCCCUUUCGGGGAGAACUCAGAGUUUCCAGCUGCGGAUGUCUCCGCCCUGAGCGAAGCCGUGCCCGGCGAGAGCAGGCCCGCGGGCAUCCAGACCAGCCUGCUGUCCCCUCUCCUGGCCGAGACCGAGUCGCCCUUCGAUCUGGAGCAGCAGUGGCAGGACCUCAUGUCCAUCAUGGAGAUGCAGGCUAUGGAAGUGAACAACACGACUGCUGAAACCCUGUACAACGGCACGAGCGGAGACCUGCUGGCGUCUAACUACAGCCUGGCUCCGAACACUCCCAUCAAUCAGAAUGUCAGCCUGCAUCAGGCCUCGCUGGGCAGCUGCUCGCAGGACUUCUCCCUCUUCAGCUCGGAGAUCGAAAGCCCCUCCAUGGCCGGCAGCUCGGCCCUGCUCCAGCUGGCGCCGGACAACUCCACCGGCCUCAACACCCCCUUCGGCUCCACCAACUUGAGCGGCAUCUUCUUCCCUCCGCAGCUGAACGGCACGGUCAACGAGACGGCUGGCCCCGAGCUGCCGGACCCGCUGGGCGGUCUGCUGGACGAAGCCAUGCUGGACGAGAUCAGCUUGAUGGACUUGGCAAUUGAAGAGGGCUUCAACCCAGUGCAGGCAUCGCAGCUGGAAGAGGAGUUCGAUUCUGACUCAGGUCUUUCUCUGGAUUCUGGCCACAGUCCUGCUUCCCUGAGCAGCUCGGAAGCCUCCUCCUCCUCCUCCUCUUCGUCCUCGUCCUCUUCCUCCUCCUCGUUUUCGGAGGAAGGAGCCGUCGGCUACAGCUCAGACUCUGAAAACGUGGACUUUGAAGAAGCGGAAGGGGCGGUUGGAUACCAGCCAGAGUACAGCAAGUUCUGCCGCAUGAGCUACCAGGACCCGUCGCAGCUCCACUACUUGCCUUACCUGGAGCACGUUGGCCACAACCACACCUACAACAUGGCGCCGGGGGCCCUGGAUCCCGAGGAGCCCAAACCGCCCGGCGCGGGGAAGAAGAGCAGCAAGGAGAAGCCGUCCGAGUUCCUGGAUAAGCAGAUGAGCAGGGACGAGCAUCGCGCCAGGGCGAUGAAGAUCCCCUUCACCAACGACAAGAUCAUCAACCUGCCCGUGGAGGAGUUCAACGAGCUCCUCUCCAAGUACCAGCUCAGCGAGGCGCAGCUCAGCCUGAUCCGUGACAUCCGGAGGCGAGGCAAGAACAAGAUGGCCGCCCAGAACUGCCGCAAGAGGAAGCUGGACACCAUCCUCAACUUGGAACGGGACGUCGAGGACUUGCAGCGGGACAAGUCCAAACUGCUCAGGGAGAAGGUGGAGUUCCUCAAAUCCAUCCGCCAGAUGAAGCAAAAGGUGCAGAACCUCUACCAAGAAGUGUUUGGCCGGCUGCGGGACGAGAACGGCCAGCCCUACUCCCCCAGCCAGUACGCCCUGCAGUACGCCAGCGACGGCAGCGUCAUCUUGAUACCCCGCGCCGUGGCCGAGCAGCAGGCCCGGCGGCAGGAGCGGAAGCAGAAGGACCGGAGGAAGUGAAGGGACGGCGACGCGGAGGAGUGGGACACUCGCUCAAGUGAGAACUGGAGAAGGGCUGAGCCUGGAAGGACUUGGAGGGACUUUCAUGCCUUCUUAUCCGAUAUAUCUU